Molecule: messenger RNA, 993 nt
Organism: Sphaeramia orbicularis (orbiculate cardinalfish)
Lineage: Eukaryota; Metazoa; Chordata; Actinopteri; Kurtiformes; Apogonidae
Gene: gamt
Product: guanidinoacetate N-methyltransferase
Exons: 6
Coding region: 166-873 (235 amino acids)
Biological process (GO): creatine biosynthetic process
Cellular component (GO): nucleus; cytoplasm
Molecular function (GO): guanidinoacetate N-methyltransferase activity
Source: RefSeq, a predicted model, not a curated record
UUGGAAUGCGUGUGCGCUGUUUGACCUCCAGUAAACUCCUGCUCCGUCAGCACUUCUGCUCCACAUAUAAACCUCCGCCGCCUGUCCGUCACCCUCUUCUGUGUGCAGAACCGGUCUGCUAGACCCGAACCCACGACCAGACCCGUCCCCGUUAACCUCCACACCAUGACCACCGCAGCUCAGCCCAUUUUCUCCAAAGGAGAAGACUGUAAGUCCUCCUGGCAUGACGCGAGCGCCGGCUACAAUGAAGCAGACACGCACCUGGAGAUCAUGGGCAAGCCCGUGAUGGAGAGAUGGGAGACCCCGUAUAUGCACUCCCUGGCCACCGUCGCCUCCUCCAAAGGCGGCCGUGUUCUGGAGAUCGGUUUCGGCAUGGCCAUCGCCGCCACCAAAGUGGAGUCGUUCCCCAUCGAAGAGCACUGGAUCAUCGAGUGCAACGACGGCGUGUUCGCCAGACUCGAAAACUGGGCCAAGUCUCAGCCACACAAGAUCGUUCCUCUCAAAGGCCUCUGGGAAAACGUCGUACCCACUCUGCCAGACAACCACUUCGAUGGAAUCCUGUACGACACCUACCCUUUGUCAGAGGACACGUGGCACACUCAUCAGUUCGACUUCAUUAAGGGCCACGCCCACCGGCUGCUGAAACCCGGCGGCGUCCUCACCUACUGCAACCUGACGUCCUGGGGCGAGCUGCUCAAGACCAAGUACGACAACAUCGACAAGAUGUUUGAGGAGACCCAGGUGCCUCAUCUGCUCCAGGCCGGAUUCAAGAAGGACAAGAUUAGCACCAGCACCAUGGACAUUGUACCGCCGACCGAAUGCAAAUACUACUCCUUCCGCAAGAUGAUCACUCCCACCAUCGUCAAAGAGUGAAAUCUAAAGAUGCAGCUGAUUUUUUUUUUUACUUUAACUGUAAUGUGUCUUAAGUCUCCAUCUUCAUUCUGUUCGUCUCAGUGAUCAUCAUCUUUCAAUAAACCCAGUCCGUCCCAACUC